Molecule: messenger RNA, 2427 nt
Organism: Entamoeba invadens IP1
Lineage: Eukaryota; Evosea; Mastigamoebida; Endamoebidae
Exons: 3
Coding region: 1-2427 (808 amino acids)
Source: RefSeq, a predicted model, not a curated record
AUGUUAUUGACAAUUGAAGAAUUAUUUAUUGAAAAUCUUUAUAAUUCAAACCUAACGAAAACUAUGCUAUUUACAUUAUUGCUAUCUGUUGUAUUCUCUUUUGAAAUAAAAAUGUGCAAAUUACAAAAUAAAGUGAUUUGUGUUUUACCAACUGUGGAGUGCCCAUUUGGAUAUCAAUGGAGUGUUGUUGAUGAGAUUUUAAAACUCCAUCAACUCAUUCAAAACGAAAAUACAACAAUUGGUUGUAAUGUUUUGAAACGGUUUGAUGUUAUUUAUUUCGCUAACAAACAACUUACCCAAAAUACUACAACAACUACAAAAACAUUAGAAAAAUAUAAAAAACAUGAUUUGUUUAUCAAAAACCAAACAAAAAUCAUUUUAAAUGGAAAUUACUGUGGAAAUUACCCAAAUUGUGCUUCUUGUACAUCAGUGAACGGUAUUUAUCACUGUAAUCAAUGUAUAGAUGGAUUUUAUAAAAGUGACGAGUAUUCGUGCUCACAGUGUUAUUCUGGUUGUGCAAAUUGUACGGGGAGUGGAUACACAGAAUGUACAUCAUGUGUGACACCUGGUUAUUAUCGUGAUAAUAUUACAUGUGUGGCUUGUGUUGUAGGAUGUGCUGGUUACACAUGUUAUAAAUGUUACACUGGAUGUAGAAAUUGCACAUCUAGCAAAAAAAGGGAUUGUACAUCGUGUGUGGAAGGGUAUUAUAAAAGUGGUGGUUAUUGUUAUGAGUGUUACACUGGAUGCCUGACAUGUACAGGUCCAUCAAAUGGAUUAUGUAGUACUUGUGCAAAGGGAUAUUACUUGACAUAUAACAGUUGUUUAAAGUGUUCAGUUGGGUGUUUGGAUUGUACCAGUUCUAAAGAUGGAUACUGUCAAAUAUGUGAAAGUGGCUAUUUUUGGAGUGAAGGCAAAUGUGUUCGGUGUUACACUGGAUGUAGUACCUGUAAUAACACAAACAACAUAAGUUGUUUUUCGUGUGUGACUGGAUACUUUUUGAAUAGGUUUUCGUGUGUUCAAUGCAGUGUAGGGUGCGCUACUUGCAGAGAAAAUGGAGAGAAUUGUGGUACCUGUAUAAGUGGAUAUUAUUUAAGUGGAAGUAAAUGUAUACAAUGUCCCACUGGGUGCGAAACGUGUUUUGAUUCUGGGUAUUCGACUCCGCGAUGUAUGUCUUGUUUUGAUGGGUAUUAUCGAAGUAGUUAUUCGUGUUUUGCAUGUACAGAAGGGUGUCAAACACGUUCAUCAAAUUUGAAUUGUUAUUCAUGUAUAAAUGGAUAUUCAUUGUAUGGGAUUUCAUGCCACCAAUGUUAUGAUGGGUGUUCAACAUGCAACAAUUCCAUAUUAAAUGGAUAUUGUUUAGAUUGUGUAUCGGUAGGGUAUUACUAUGAUAAUGGAUAUUGUAAUAACUGUUCUGUUAAUUGUCGAACGUGUGAAGGUAGUUCUUCAAAUUGCACUUCGUGUGAAGAUGGGACUUUUUACUUAAAAGACAACAAAUGUUUAAAAUGCAACAAUUGUGGAGAUGGAAAUUGCCAUCAACACGGGUGCACCAAAUGUACAAACGUCAAUUAUUAUACGAGUGGUUACGAUUGUAUGAUAUGUGAUGAAUCAUGUCAAACGUGUGAUGGUGGGUUGAACACCAAUUGCCUUUCAUGUAAAAUUGGUUUUUAUUUGGAUAACAAACAAUGUAAAAGAUGUGAUAGUAAUUGUGAUAGAAACAAGUGUGACACGGUCAAUGGAUGUACAUCAUGCAAAGAAAACUACUUUGCAUUUAAAAAGACGUGCCACCCAUGUUCUGAUAUUUCAAAUUGUUUGAGUUGUAGUCCAACAAACAAAAAAUGCACAACAUGUUCACCACAUUUUGAAAUAAGAGAUGGCGUUUGUAUAUGCAAUGCUGGUUAUUACUUGAGUUCAUCAAACACGUGUACACUAUGUUACGAUAAUACACAACAUGGAAAUUGCAAAACAUGUCACUCGAGUGAUGAAACACAAUUCGAAGAAGUGUGUGACUUGUGUUACCCACCUUUUGUUUUAAAUACCGACGCUUCAUCGUGUUCUAAAUGUUCGAAUGGUUCUCAUUAUAAUAACAAUCGAUGUGUAGCUGAAAAUCAAAACUGUCUUGCAAGAGUAAACAUGACAACUUGUGUCAAAUGUGAUGAGAAUUAUUACCUCAAAGACUUUUUAUGUGUAUUAACAUUAUUUGAUUCAGAAUGUAUUUCAAAAGGAAAAAUCACUUGUGAAGACUGUGAAAGUGGUAUUUCUGUACAACUCAAUUGUAAUAAUGAAAUAAACAACUGUAAAUAUUAUUACAUCAAUAAAUUAAAAGGUGUCACAAAGUGUUUGAACUGUGUUGACAACUAUUUAUAUACAAGCAAUGAAAUAAUGUGUAUUAUCGUUGCGAAGCAAAUCAAUUUCUUGAUCAGAAUAUGA